Messenger RNA from Trachymyrmex septentrionalis, 1860 nucleotides. It is a transcript of the gene Lmx1a, whose product is annotated as LIM homeobox transcription factor 1-beta-like. Bases 420 to 1622 code for a protein of 400 amino acids. Gene Ontology annotation, molecular function: RNA polymerase II transcription regulatory region sequence-specific DNA binding; DNA-binding transcription factor activity, RNA polymerase II-specific. NCBI's taxonomy places the organism in Eukaryota, Metazoa, Arthropoda, Insecta, Hymenoptera, Formicidae. The record is from RefSeq and is a predicted model, not a curated record. Gene Ontology annotation, cellular component: nucleus. Gene Ontology annotation, biological process: neuron differentiation; regulation of transcription by RNA polymerase II. The transcript has 5 exons.
CGUGAAACGACGCGAUAUUCUGAUUUUUAAUGAUAAAGUGAUACUGAAGAAGCUGAACAGUUCGAAGGAUCAAUUAGUCGCCAAGACGAGGAACAAGUAAAGUGUGAUCUAUCGUCGAUCUAUCGUCGAAAAACUUGAAUCAAAAGUUCUAUUAGGACUUAAGAGACAACUGAAGAUUUUAAUUAGAAGCCAAGAAUAAAAACAGGCAAGAGAAAAAGGAGAGGGAGAGUUUUUUUAAGAAGAUAAACUUUCCUUUCUGGGACCUAACUCAUCUCUCUAUUUGGUCUAAAGACUUUUUAUUCGGACAUUGUGUGGCCUUCAAGUGUUUAGAAUUCCAGCGGAAGCUUGCUGCAAAAACUUUAAGAUUCCUUACAGCUCAGAAACUUUCUAUCUUCAAGGUUCCAGCGCGAGAAGACACCAUGUUGGAAUUUUAUCCUCCAGCACCUGGUUCUUUCAAUCGUCAAAGCGAACCGGGCCAACCUUUGCCGACGGUUCCGCCUAUUCCCUUUCGGUCCUCAACCGAUAAUAAUAAUGCAGAGCCAUCCGUUUCCGUGAAAACGGAGUCCGGCCUCCUUGAGACGAUCUGCGCCGGCUGCGGCCGCACCAUCGCCGACAAGUACGUGAUGCGAGUCGCCGAGAGGAAUUAUCACGAGGAGUGUCUCUCGUGCACGGCAUGUGGCGCGAUGCUGUCGCACUCGUGUUUCAUACGCGACCUCAAGCUCUACUGCCGUUCCGAUUACGAGAGGAUCUUCGGAGUGAAGUGCGCGCGAUGUAUGGAGAAGAUCAGCUGCUCGGAUCUGGUGAUGCGGCCGGUAUCCGGCUUGAUCUUCCACGUGGAAUGCUUCGCGUGUUGCAUGUGCGGACAACCGUUGCCACGGGGCGCACACUACAUCCUUAGACAGGGCCAGCCGAUCUGCAGACGAGACUUCGAACACGAACUGUUUUUAAAUAGUCCACAAGAUGAUGACUUAUUGGACGAGAAUCGACCACGGGAUGGCCGUCGGGGUCCGAAACGGCCGCGGACGAUUCUUACGUCGGCACAGCGACGUCAAUUCAAGGCGUCUUUUGAGGUGUCCCCGAAGCCUUGCAGGAAAGUUCGCGAAGCACUCGCUAAGGACACCGGCCUUAGCGUGCGCGUGGUUCAAGUGUGGUUCCAGAAUCAGCGCGCGAAGAUGAAGAAACUUCAGCGAAAGGCCAAAACGGAGCCCGGAUCCGAUAAAGAGCCAAAGGAGGAGCGAAGGACGGAAAGUCCACACAGCGAUCACAGUCAUUACUUGAACGCCCUGAACAUGCGCGAUGGGGAAUCUUCUAGCUUCCCCUCAGCCACCCAACCGCUCAACCCCAAUAACCCGUACUCGCCCGACGACGUGUACCCGGGCCACUCGGGAGAGAGCUUCUGUAGCAGCGAUCUGUCCCUGGACGGUACGGACGGCGGCUUCGACAUCGGCGAGAACGAUGGCGGCGGCGCGGACGGUAGUCAUCAGGGUGCCUCGCAUUCCCACCAUGGUUCAUCAUCCCACGACACCCCGUCGCUGUCGCAGAGUCUGCACGCGGCCAUCAACAAUCCCAUCGACAAACUGUUCAUGAUGCAAAGUAGUUACUUCAGCGGCGAUCACGCGUAAUCCAAGUUUCCCUCUUUCUUCCUCUCUCUAUCUUCCUCCUUCUGUCACUGUCCCUCUGAAAUUCGUCGCUUAUUUCUCGUCGCCUUCACCCUCUUUUGCGUCCUUCUACCCAUUCUACGAAGACUUUGUCAACGAGGAAGCCGACACGUAACAUUAUUAUUCAAUUUUCAGCGUUGAAAUGAUUGCGAUUAGUUUGUCGAAUUUAGACUCUUUUUUUCUACGCUGGUCGCUGCUAAUC